AGUUGAUUUUUAAAUAUCUGGUCGGCAAACCACACGACUUCAUAUGUUAUGUAUGUAGAACCAAAAAAAUGGAGUUUUUUUAGUUUAAGGUGGUCCUCAGUAAGUAAUUGCUCAAGUAUGGUUGCAUUCUGGUCUUCAAAAUAACAUUUCAGUGAGUUUAUUUACCUAUGGUUGUGCAUCAAGUAUAUUGCCUUAUUUCACAUCAAAACAAGGUUUUUGUUAUUUAUUUUACUAUUUCAAACACGGAGAUUAUACACUUUAUGUUUAUGGAUGUAUGAUUAUAAGGUCAAGAUGAAUAAAGCUACAUUGUGUUUAAUAUUCUUGGUGUUUUUUCUCGUUUCGACAAACCGUGGGACUAAAGCAUCAAAGAAAACGGUUGUGACUCAUCGAGUUGUCUAUCCCAAGUAUCACUACCGACCUCACUAUAAGUAUAAAUACCGCAAGAAAUACAAGUACCGAAAGUGGCCGAAAAUACGUGGCCGAUGCAAGGUUAUACCAAACUGGAAAAUAAACGGAACUAAUCCGGUGUUGGAAGAAAGUGCGAAAGGGAAUACUGUUAUUCUGUUUUUGAUGAAAAGAACAUGUACAUUUUGUUUGUCGCAGUUGGAACGUCUAAACGAUUUGGCUGAACAUUAUAGCUCCACAAGACGAAAAAUUUCCAUUAUUGCUCUCAAUCACAAAAGGCAACCUCUUCCACAAUCAGUAUACAACGCCUAUCCUAUGGUGAAAAUAUAUGAGGAACCACCCGAUCAGGAUAUAUUUAAACAACUCCGCGCAAAGUGGAGACAAAUAAUGAUCUACGAUAUAUGUGGCCGACAGCAGUACCACUAUGACUGGCCAUACAGUUGGCUAGGCUAUCCAUUUGUGAGAUUCGCCAUUUUGAACACUAUACGACACCAUUUACAACUUUGUGGACGGUGCAAACCACGUGACAUUGCAACAACAACUAAAUCGACAAUAUCAACAACAAAGAAGUUGGACGAUUAACUCGUAAAUAAAGACUUGCUUCCAUUUGACUGUAUUUUCUGCUAUGAACGCAAAAAAGUUCUUAAGUUCUAAGUAAACUAAGGAAUGGCUACAAAUUUCAAAUUUCGCUACCACAAGAGCUUCCAUUGUUUGCUUCUAUACAUUUAUGACUCGCGCAUUCUUCUGACUUCGGACUUCAGUUCUUAGAUUAUAUUUUUAAAUCCAUUCUUUACGUGUGCGCAAAAGUCGUAGCUCGCAGCUUGCUACUGAGUAUUAACCACAUGACCCUUUUGGCCAUUUUUUAAAAAAAGGAGAAAAAAACUGCCUUUGUUUCAUUAAUUUUGUCUACAAUUGCAGUUAUGUCAUGCGUUGGGCUUUUCCUUGUAUUGUAAAUUUCGAAUCAAAACAGGGAUACAUUCAACGAUUACGAUAAAUGCGAUGUGCGGUGCGAACGGUAAAUAUUAUAUCGAACAAAAAAAGGUUCUGGAACUAGUAACUGUGAUAUUUUUUUUCAUCUUUAAAGAAUAUUAUUAAUGUAAGCAUUUUAGUCAAUCUCGCUGAGAUUUAAAAGAUUCUCUGCU
Messenger RNA from Hydractinia symbiolongicarpus, 1547 nucleotides. Its product is annotated as selenoprotein Pb-like. Gene Ontology annotation, molecular function: selenium binding. The transcript has 4 exons. Gene Ontology annotation, biological process: selenium compound metabolic process. The record is from RefSeq and is a predicted model, not a curated record. Lineage: Eukaryota; Metazoa; Cnidaria; Hydrozoa; Anthoathecata; Hydractiniidae. Gene Ontology annotation, cellular component: extracellular region. The coding region runs from base 271 to 987 and encodes 238 amino acids.